Messenger RNA from Raphanus sativus (radish), 1370 nucleotides. Its product is annotated as AP2/ERF and B3 domain-containing transcription repressor TEM1-like. Bases 98 to 1156 code for a protein of 352 amino acids. NCBI's taxonomy places the organism in Eukaryota, Viridiplantae, Streptophyta, Magnoliopsida, Brassicales, Brassicaceae. The record is from RefSeq and is a predicted model, not a curated record. Gene Ontology annotation, biological process: regulation of DNA-templated transcription. The transcript has a single exon. Gene Ontology annotation, molecular function: DNA-binding transcription factor activity; DNA binding.
ACAUGCACUCCCCUCUGUCUAUAUAUAUACACACAUAGUCAAGCCUCAUCUCAUAAAGCCAACACAUCACAUUUCUCUAUUUACGUUCAAACAAAAAAUGGAUUACAGCUGUCUAGACGACAACACUAGCAACAACAACAACAACACUUCAGAAACUCUCUCCAUGUCUACUAAGAAGACACCAUCUCCUCCUCCUCAGGCGAUGCGUCUCUACAGAAUGGGAAGCGGCGGAAGCAGCGUGGUCCUCGAUCUAGAGAACAACGGCGUCGAGACAGAGUCGCGGAAGAAGCUCCCGUCGUCGAAGUUCAAAGGCGUCGUCCCUCAGCCCAACGGGAGAUGGGGAGCUCAGAUUUACGAGAAGCACCAGCGCGUCUGGCUAGGCACCUUCAACGAGGAGGAAGAGGCCGCCGCUUCCUACGACGUCGCAGUUCGUAGAUUCCGCGGCCGCGACGCCGCCGUCACGAACUUCAAAUCUCCGGCGAGCGAUUCGGAGUCUGCUUUCCUCGAGGCUCAUUCCAAGGCCGAGAUCGUCGACAUGCUGAGGAAACACACCUACGCCGACGAGCUUCGACAGAGCGAGAGGAAGUUUCUUGACGGUAACGGUAAACGGCGAAAGACGGCGACGACCGUUAACGAAAACGACGGCGUUUCGAGAGAGGUUCUUUUCGAGAAAACCGUUACGCCGAGCGACGUGGGGAAGCUUAACCGGUUGGUGAUACCGAAACAGCACGCGGAGAAGCAUUUUCCGUUACCGGAGACGGCGACGACGACGAAAGGCGUUUUGAUUAAUCUGGAAGACAGAACGGGGAAAGUGUGGCGGUUCCGUUACUCGUACUGGAACAGCAGUCAAAGUUACGUGUUGACCAAGGGGUGGAGCCGGUUCGUUAAAGAGAAGGGUCUCAGAGCCGGUGAUGCGGUUUGUUUCGAGAGAUCGACCGGACCGGACCGGCAAUUGUAUAUCGACUGGAAAGUCCGGUCCGGUACGGAGGUAAUUAACCCGGUUCAGAAUGUAGUUAGGCUUUUCGGGGUCAACAUUUUCAAUGCGGCGACCAACGCUAAAACAAACGAUGAGUGCGGUGGAGAGAAGAGAUCUCGAGAAGUUGAUUUGUUUGCGUUAGGAUGUUCCAAGAAGCAGGCCAUAAUCAACGCCUUGUGACCCAUUUCAUUUUCAUUUUAUUUUUAAAAUUUAUUUUCCCUUUUGUAGAAAAAUCGAUCAAAUUGGCAAGUUGUAAAUUAGGAUAAGACAAGAAAAUGCUGACUAGGAAAUAGUUUUUUUUUCUUUGCUCACAUCUAAAAUUUGGGUUUGUUUCCCACCGUUAAUGAAUAUGAUGUGUUCAUCAUGUGAUAGAAAAAUAUGUGUUUGGACCUUA